Molecule: messenger RNA, 4129 nt
Organism: Conger conger (European conger)
Lineage: Eukaryota; Metazoa; Chordata; Actinopteri; Anguilliformes; Congridae
Gene: zfp36l1a
Product: zinc finger protein 36, C3H type-like 1a
Exons: 2
Coding region: 124-1242 (372 amino acids)
Molecular function (GO): mRNA binding; metal ion binding
Source: RefSeq, a predicted model, not a curated record
AGGGGGUUCUCUGUUAGGGCAGAAAAUACAUAUAGGUGGAACCCAUAAAACUGCGAGUUCUGUAAGUUUAGCUAGUCACACAUCUUUUUAUUAUUUUAUAUUUAAACUUAACGUGCAACAAAGAUGACCACCGCCGUGGUGUCGCCUUUCUUCGAUUUCAGCGAAGUGAUAAACAAGAAUAGCAAAAUGCUCAACUACAACAACAACAACGUAGUGGGCGCACCCCACCUGAUGGCCGUCCCGUGCACGGGCGCCAACCCCCCCACCUCCGCCGGGCCUCUGCUGGACAGGAAGGCGGUGGGCACGCCCUCGGCGGGGGGCGGCUACCAGCGCCGGCACUCGGUCACGCUGCCCAGCUCCAAGUUCAACCAGAACCAGUUCCUCAACAGCCUGAAGGUGGAGGCCUCGCUCUCCACGGGGGGCAGCGGCGGGGGCAGCAACAAGGAGAACCGAUUCCGCGACCGCUCCUUCUCGGAGACCGGCGAGCGGCUGCUGCAGAAGUGCGGCAGCGUCGUCGCCGGCGGCAACAACAACGGCGGCGUCGCCGGCGGCAACGGCCAGGUGAACUCCAGCCGCUACAAGACGGAGCUGUGCCGGCCCUUCGAGGAGAACGGCACCUGCAAGUACGGCGACAAGUGCCAGUUCGCCCACGGCAUCCACGAGCUCCGCAGCCUGAGCCGGCACCCCAAGUACAAGACGGAGCUCUGCCGCACCUUCCACACCAUCGGCUUCUGCCCCUACGGCCCGCGCUGCCACUUCAUCCACAACGCCGAGGAGCGCCGGGGGCCCCCUCCGCUCUCCGCCUCCAACAAGCUGGACCGGCCGCGGCUGCACCACAGCUACAGCUUCGCCGGCUUCACCAGCUCGGCCGGCCUGCAGGACAGCCCCACGUCCGUCACUCCGCCGCCCAUCUUCUCCGCCGAGGACCUGGGCGAGUGGCCCAGCAACCCCUUCACCUACUCCAGCCAGGAGCUGGCCAACCUGUUCAGCCCGGGCCUGGGCGCGCCCGCCAACGCCGACCCCUCCGCCCAGCCGCCGGCCUCCCCCACCGCGCCCUACUUCUUCAGGCCCAUGUCGGAGUCGCCGCAGAUGUUCGAGGUCCCGCCCAGCCCGCCGGACUCCCUCUCCGACCAGGAGGGCUACCAGAGCAGCUCGGGCAGCCUGAGCGGGUCGGAGUCCCCCAUCCUGGACACCACCCGCCGGCUCCCCAUUUUCAGCAGACUCUCCAUCUCAGAUGAUUAAAGCCCCCCCCUGCCCCCUCUCACCCUGCACACGCACAUGCACACGCACACGCACACGCACACACACACACACACACACACACAAGAUGGAGUUUGUGUAAGAGAAAUUGGCACUCCCCUCUACCUCCCGUCCUGCCCGUUCACCCCCCCACCCCUCGUCUUGGCCUUGUUUACAUACCGACAAAAUGGGAUGGAUUUAGUUUUCAUACAAUAUUUUUAUUUGAAGUGCCAGAACAGAUUUUCUUGCUCUCUGGAACAGUGGUCCGAGACCUCUUAUCAGUCCCCUCUAAACCUCCCACGAAUCACAAACACACUUACACGCAUGUGCCUUCCCCACUGAACCGUAGUUUCUGAAGGACACGUGUUGAAUUAAGGGAAUCUUUUUUUUCUUUUUCUUUUUUUUCUAGAAACAAACAAAAACAUUUUCUUUUGGACAUCCCUGCCCCCAUUCCCAUCCCUACCAGUUUACUGCCCACAACCUUCUUUCCUACACCCCCUCCCCCAUGCUUCCCUUUUGAGUUACCGUGCCAAAAAGAAGUGGAAAGAAAGCGGUGUUGGAAAAAGGUAUCGGACUGUAACUCGGGCCCGGCACCGUCUGUCUUUCUUCUCGACGUGUAGCAGCGCAGGAGGUGCCGUGGCCUGGGGGAAAAGAUUCACGCUCUCUCUCUCUCUCUCUCUCUCUCUCUCUCUCUCUCCCUCUCCCUCUCCCUCUCUCUCUACCAGCCAAGCUUGAUACUACCACUGAGGGCCUCCUCCUUGAGCAAGAGGACGCAUGCUCAGAAAUGCACAUUUACAACUACAGCCUUAUCUUCAAGUGUAGUUUCUAAAAACAAAAAAGCAAAAAAAAAAAAAAAAAGUUAAAGGAAAAGUGAACAUUUUAAAGUGCCUGGGGGUUAAUCCUGCAUGUGCUGGGACGUGUGGACUCCGGUUCUCCUUUGUUCUUUGUCGUCGGUAGCUUGCUUUCUCCCAUCCGAGAGCUCUGCCCGGUCUUUGUCAACGAGUGAACAAAAAGGAAGGUUUGCAGGAAAGACUUCGCUUUCGAGAUUUAAGAUUGGGCUCCGGAAACAGCCAGGAAAAAAAGAAAAGAGAGAAAAAAAAAAAAAAGACUCUUAUUUUGGUGCUACGGGCCCAAUCCAUCGUCACGGCAACUCAAGAACGUGCGAGGCCUUGGAAUCAAAACGACGACAACAACAACAACAACAAAAAAAGAGAUAAAAUUGUGCCGUUUUCCUCCUGUUGCUGGUCACUGUAUAUUGGGAAGGGAAACUUUAUUUGUAAACUUUUAGUAACGUUUAGAUUUCUGCCCCCUGCCUCCGAAGGCCCUGCUUCGUCCAUCUGCCAGCAGCAGGAAGUGCCUGAACUCUGUGGUGCUGUGUGCCAACCUGUCCUCUGGGCUGGAGCCACCCAAACGCCCUCCUCCCACAGAGCCCACUUUGUGGAGCACUUUGUACCCAUCCUAGUCUUUUUUUUUUUUUUUUUUUUUUUCUUUGUUUUUUUUUUUCUUUUUUUUUGAUUUAUUAUUAUUAUUAUUAUAUUAUUAUUAUUAUUACUGUUAUUGUUUGGAGAAAAACUUUCAGAACGGAAGGUUUUGCUUGUCACUGCUUAUUUAACUUAUCAAAAAACGUAUUUAUUGCUGAUCAUAUGCAUUUUUUUUGUUAAUUUUGUUUGUAUUUAUCUGGAUAAUGAAACGAUAGAAUAUAUUUUCUUUUAUGUUAAAUUAUGAUCUUCCGUAUUAAUCUAAAAAGAUUGUGAACUUUUGUCAUUUUUCCUUUUUUCACAGUUUAAUAUAUUAUACUACAAUGACUUUCGUUUGCAACUACACAUUGUUUAAAUGAAACUUAAUUUAAAGCAAAAAAAAAAAUGCAAAAAAAGUUUUGCGUUUUGAUUAUUUAUUGUAGUUUUUUUUUUUUUUUUUUGCUCUUCUCUUGUUGGACUGCAAUUUCAGGAUCUUUAGUACUGCCACUUGUCAUUCCUCAACUUUGACCUUUUUAGAGCCUACAAACUGUGUUGCCUUGACAGAAACAGUUAUUUCCUGUUAUUUUUCCUAAGUGUUUUUUUUCCAUAACGAAUAUCCACUGUUUUAAUCCCUCGCCACCCCCAACAAGAACAUAACAGCUGGUUCCUUAUUGGGUGCUUGUGAUCUUUCCGGGCGCUCUCAUUGGCCCCUUUCAGUCUCCAGAACAUGACCUCACUGUUCUUACCUAGGGCUGUGACAAUCGGCAUAGUGAGCUGUCCGGGGCUCCUUGUCACAACUUUGUAAGCCGAGAUGUGUGCCUUCCUCAGAAAGGGAUCUUCUUGAGUUGGGGGAGGGUUUAAAAUGAAUGUGUUUUUGUUUUUUUUGUUUUAUUAAAGUGACAUGGGGCCCAUUCCUGAUAAAAAAAAAAAAAAAGAUAAAUAUAUUCAUUCCGCAAAUUGAACCGUUUACAGUGGCUUUUGAAGAAGUCGUGACAACAUGCAACUUAAAAUGUAAAGGCGUGAAUUGAGCGUUGGGUUGGUGGUGAUGCGGGGAGACGUCAACCCCGAGACGGCUCCCCUAGUCACACUGUCGAACACCUACCCAGUCACAGGUGCUCGAAGGGACCAAACUGUGUGUGUGUGUGUCUGUGUGUGUGUGAGAGAGAGAGUGUGAGCGAGAGAGUGUGAGCGAGAGAGUGUGAGCGAGAGAGUGUGAGCGAGAGAGUGUGAGCGAGAGAGUGUGAGAGAGAGUGUGAGAGAGAGUGUGAGAGAGAGUGUGAGAGAGAGUGUGAGUGUCUUUUCCGUAUUGGAUUGGAUGUUUGGAUCUCUCACCCCAACAUUAAGUGCCUCUUUUUGUAAACAUUCCAGGUAGCUGAGGAAUUAUGCCUUUUUUCCCCUUUUUUUUGUGAUAAAAAUGGAUGUUAAAAAAAGAA